AUUUCACAUUACUUUUCUGGACACUAUUAUGUGCAGAAUCACUGCUCCAAAGAUGAGCCUUCUACAUCUUGCUACGAGCUUACUCCUGGUUUCUUCAGCAUUCUGUGGUGUCAAAGACCUGCAUGAGCAUUUUGAGAAAAGCAAUGGGGAAGGUUCUUUGGAGCCAAGAGGUCUUCCUCUGCAAAGUGAGCAGAGUCUGCAAGAUGAUACAGUGACCAAAGACCUUAUACCUGAAGGAGAUGAUGAAGAGGACUACCUAGACUUUGAUCAAAUAUUUGGUGAAGAUGAAGACUACUCAGAAAUCAUUGAUGCUCUUCCGGAAAUUAAAGGCAAUGAUAAAACCCAAGGAAAUAUAUAUGAACUGUUUCCUGGAAAAACUAGGAUUCAGAGACUUAACAUUAUGAAUGCAAAGUUUGGCUUCAACCUUUACCGUGCCAUUAGAGAGAACGCGAAUGCAACAGAUAACGUUUUGCUGGCACCAGUUGGAGUGUCCACAGCUAUGGCUACCAUAUCAUUGGGAACAAAAGCACAGACUCAAAAUGAAAUUUUCUCCACAUUAGGCUUCAAAGAAUUUAUCAACGUCAGCACCAAGUACGACGUAACCACUCUUCACUCGGUCUUCCGCAAAUUAACUCACAGACUGUUUCGGAGAAACUUUGGCUAUACCUUAAGAUCAGUCAAUGACAUCUACGUACGGGAAGAUUUUCCUAUUAAUAAGGACUUCCAGGAUAACCUGAAAAACUUCUACUAUGCGGAGGCUCAAGUCGGUGAUUUCGCAGACAAAACUUUUCUCCACAAGGUUAACCAGCGCAUUCAGAAGCUCACCAAAGGACUGAUAAAGGAAGCACUUGCCAACCUGAACCCUAAUAUUCUAAUGUUACUUAUUAACUGUAUCUAUUUCAAAGGGACAUGGGAGAAUAAGUUUCCACUAGAGCAAACCUACAAUGCAAACUUCCGUGUGAGUGAGAAAGAAGUGGUAAAGGUUCCUAUGAUGAAGAUCAAAGGAAGUUUUCUGUUUGCUUUGGAUUCUGAACUGGAUUGUGAAGUUCUGCAGCUGCCCUAUGUUGGUAAUAUCAGCAUGCUAAUAGUGGUGCCACACAAACUAUCCGGUAUGAAGCUCCUUGAGAAGCAGCUCAGCCCACACUUGAUAGACCGAUGGCAGAAGAGCAUGACAAACAGGUCAAGAGAAGUUCAUCUGCCACGUUUCAAGCUAGAAAAGAACUACAACUUGAAGGAUGUGCUGAGCAGCCUGGGAGUAAAGGACUUGUUCACCAGUAGAGCAGAUUUCUCAGGCAUUACAGAUGAAGACAUCAGCAUUGGCUUGUUUCAGCAACAAGGCAGCAUCACAGUGAAUGAAGAAGGCACGCAGGCAGGAGCUGUUACUGUGGUGGGAUUCACACCGUUGUCCAUCCAGACACGCUUCAUUGCCGACCGCCCUUUCCUGUUUCUUAUAUAUGAGCAUCGCACAGAUUGCCUCGUAUUUUUUGGAAAAGUCGCCAAUCCUACUAGAUCAUGAUUCAGCCCCUGUAACCGAGCCUAUGCUUCUCACUUAGUUCAGAUUAUUCUAUAUUAUUAUAUAUGUAACAGAAAUAAGGUCUAUCCAACAUUCAGACCUCCCAAAAAGCUGUCGAGAAGUCAUUGGAUGUGGCAAAAUGCCAAGAUCUGAUUGCAUCCAUUGCAUUGUUAUGUCCAUAUACAAUAAAGAUGGAGUCUCUCCAGAGUUAUAACCAUUUAAAAUAUGUCAUCAUAGACAGUGUACAAAAUAAUUCUUACUUGAUGUACUACCGGUAUUAGUAUAAUGCAUUAUCUUUAAUAAAAGGCAAUUCAUAAAAAUA
Molecule: messenger RNA, 1835 nt
Organism: Bufo bufo (common toad)
Lineage: Eukaryota; Metazoa; Chordata; Amphibia; Anura; Bufonidae
Gene: SERPIND1
Product: serpin family D member 1
Exons: 5
Coding region: 29-1516 (495 amino acids)
Biological process (GO): blood coagulation; negative regulation of endopeptidase activity
Molecular function (GO): serine-type endopeptidase inhibitor activity
Source: RefSeq, a predicted model, not a curated record